Molecule: messenger RNA, 2437 nt
Organism: Thermothelomyces thermophilus ATCC 42464
Lineage: Eukaryota; Fungi; Ascomycota; Sordariomycetes; Sordariales; Chaetomiaceae
Exons: 5
Coding region: 67-2292 (741 amino acids)
Biological process (GO): intracellular calcium ion homeostasis; calcium ion transmembrane transport
Cellular component (GO): fungal-type vacuole membrane
Molecular function (GO): calcium:proton antiporter activity
Source: RefSeq, a predicted model, not a curated record
GUCUGUCUGGCUGCCAUCUGCUUACGACCACCGCGUCGACAUCCGCCCCCAACAACACCCUAUUCGAUGAAGGAAGCUUCCAGUCCGCAGCCCAAAUCGCAUGGCGGCACUCAUCGCUCGUCGAGACGACCGGAUUCCAACCCGUUCCCCGUAAGCGGCCCCUCGUCCGGCCUUCAACCUACCAAAACCAGCAAUGGCAGCCCAGCUGCUGCAUCCCUCAAUGGGGCGCCCGGCGACGUCGGCCCCGGGCUCGCCUCUGCCCAGUCGGCACCGGCCACGGGCACACACGAUCGCAGCAGUGGCCGCCCCGUCAGUACACCGCCGGUUGCACGAUCGGGGUCUGUCAUAGGGGCGGACGCGGAAACGCAGAGUAAAGAUCAGAAUGAAAAGAAACCCAUCCUGGAGCGCUUCUGGGUCACGGUCAAGUCCAUCUUGGUCUCGUCCAAGAUCAAUGUCCUGCUUGUCUUCGUGCCUGUCGGCAUCGCCGUCGCCCAGUUUCACAACUUGUCGCCCGCCAUCAUCUUCGCCAUGAACGCGGUCGCCAUUGUCCCGCUGGCCGGUUUGCUGAGUUUCGCCACCGAAUCGGUGGCCCAUCGCCUCGGAGACUCGCUCGGUGCGCUCCUCAACGUCACGUUUGGCAACGCCGUAGAGUUGAUCAUCUUUAGCAUUGCCCUUGUCAAGAACGAAAUCCGCAUCGUCCAGGCCUCGCUCCUCGGCUCCAUCCUGGCCAACCUGUUGCUCAUCCUGGGCAUGUCCUUCUUCCUCGGUGGCUUGCGGUUCCGUGAACAGAUCUACAACAGCACCGUGACCCAAAUGAGCGCCUGUCUGCUGAGUUUGAGCGUCAUCAGUCUUGUCCUGCCGACCGCGUUUCACGCAUCGUUUCGCAACAACGACCUUGCCGAUAGGCAGUCCCUCAAGGUCAGCCGUGGCACGAGCGUGAUUCUUCUGCUGGUGUAUAUCCUCUACCUGCUUUUCCAGCUGAUUUCACACUCGUACCUCUACGAGUCGACGCCCCAGCACAUCAUUGAUGAGGAAGCAACGCCUGGCCCGGCGGCCAACUGGCUCGACUCGUCCAGCUCCGAUAGCAGCUCAUCGGGCGACUCGGACUCGUCAGACUCGGACCACUCCCGGAACACCAUGUCGAAACGGAUGCGGCGGGUAAUGCAUCGCCGACGCCGGUCGAGCGCCGUCUCGUCCGAGACUGGCGAGCUUAGCCACGCCUCUCCCACCACACCUUCAGUGGAUGAUCCCAACGCGGAGGAUGCCUCCUCUCACCCUCGUGUACUUCACCAGCAGUCGAGCAGCGGCGCCAGCGAGGAGACUGAGGACCGGAGGGGCCAUGGGAAGCGUCAUCGCCGUCGGUUGCCGAGACGGAAGCAUCGCAAGCACAGGCACAGGCACAUAUCCGAAAGCCCCGAGGCUGUGGUCGAGGAGAACAAUAAUGCUGCGGCCUCGGCUCAUGAACCCCGCCGGAUCGACUUUGCGCCGGAUACGACCAUUCAGCAGCAGACCACACCCGGAGAGCCGCGCACCCGAAGCCCCCUCCAAGGCCUGCGCAGCAUGUCUUUUCGGCCUGUCGUUAGCAGCCUCGCGCCGUCCGUCUUCACGCAGCCCCCGGAGACCAGCAUGCCAGCCAUCCCUGCCGGACCGGUCCCUCGCGUACGCUACGGCAUCCGCAGGACCAAUUCUCUCCCCGACCGGCUGAACCAGUAUUAUCGCCCUCCCGGCGCCAUGAUGCCCUCGCAGAUCCCGCUGGCGCAUCGUCCCAUGGUGGCCAUCACGGAGGAGAAGCAUGCGGUCCACAUGUCGCGUACGGCGGCCGUGAUCUUGCUCCUCGCCUCCACCGCCCUGGUCGCCGUGUGCGCCGAGUUCAUGGUCGACUCGAUCAAUGGGUUGGUCGAGACGAGCAACGUCAACGAGGUUUUUAUCGGUCUCAUUAUCUUGCCCAUUGUCGGCAACGCGGCCGAGCACGUCACAGCCAUCACGGUGGCCAUGAAGAACAAGAUGGAUCUCUCGAUUGGCGUCGCCGUCGGCAGCUCGAUUCAGAUUGCCCUCUUUAUCACGCCGUUGGUGGUCAUCAUCGGCUGGGCCAUGAACCGCGAGAUGUCGCUCUACUUCACCCUGUUUGAGACGGUCUGCCUGUUUGUGUCGACAUUUAUCACCAACUUUUUGGUGCUCGACGGCAGGAGUAACUACCUGGAGGGCGCUCUCCUGAUGUCGACGUAUGUCAUCAUAGCCGUGGCCUCCUUCUUCUAUCCGGAGGUGAAAGAUGCCAGCGCUUGGGGCGCUUAGUCACAGACCAAUCCGUUGCGGUAGGGCUUCAGAGGGGCAGAAUCUGCCAGUGCUAGGUACCUUAUUUAGCUAUUUUCGUCCAGCGGGACGUGAAUAGUAGAUAUUCUUGUUUGCUGGCGUCGAUCCAAAUACAAUUUCUCUCGGG